AUGUCAACGACACAUCACAACAUCCACAGGAAGGCGGAAACCCUGCAUGGCUACGUUAACGAGCCGGCCCCAGGCGUUCCGUACUUCACACCCAAGCAAGACCCGCCAGCAGGCACCGCUCUGCUGCCCGAGGGUCAGAAGCAUGUUCCCAAGCUCUUCCGCCCCCUCAAACUGCGAGGCUUGGUCCUCCAAAACCGCAUCGGGCUGAGCCCGCUGUGCCAGUACUCGGCCCAGGAUGGCCACUACACGAUGUGGCAUGAAACCCACAUGGGAGGAAUCAUCCAGCGCGGCCCGGGCAUCGCCUGCGUCGAGGCCACGGCGGUCCAGCCCCGCGGCCGCAUCACUCCCGAGGACGUCGGCCUCUGGAAGGAUAGCCAGAUCGAGCCCCUGCGCAAGGUCGUCGAGUUCGCCCACAGCCAGAGCCAGAAGAUCAUGAUCCAGCUCGCCCACGCCGGCCGCAAGGCCAGCACCGUCGCCCCGUGGCUGAGCUCCGGCGCCGUCGCCGGCAAGGAGCUUAACGGCUGGCCAGACGAUGUGCACGCCCCCAGCGCCGUGGCCUGGAACGAGCAUCACGCCAGCCCGAAAGAGAUGACGAUCCAGGACAUUGACGAGUUCAAGGCAGCUUUUGCGGACGCUGUUCGCAGGGCCUUGAAGGCCGGGUUCGACGCGAUUGAGAUCCACAAUGCGCACGGCUACCUUCUCCACGAGUUCCUCUCGCCUGUUAGCAACAAGCGGACCGACAAGUAUGGUGGAAGCUGGGAGAACCGAGUCAGGCUGACAUUGGAGAUGGUCGAACAAACCCGCGCCAUCAUUCCCGAGGACAUGCCCCUCUUCCUCCGCAUCAGCGCCACCGACUGGCUGGAGGAGCAGAAGGACAUGCCCGAGUCCUGGACCGGCGACGACACCGUCCGGCUCGCCCCCCUGCUCGCGGAGCGGGGCGUCGACCUCCUGGACGUGAGCACCGGCGGCAACCACGAGCGCCAGCACCCGCACGUCGCGCCGGCGUACCAGGCCCCCUUCGCCGUCAAGGUCAAGCAGGCCGUCGGCAGCAAGAUGGCCGUCAGCUCCGUCGGCGCCAUCGAGAACGCCAAGCUCGCCAACGACCUGCUGGAGAAGGACGGCCUCGACUUCGUCUUCGUCGGCCGCGGGUUCCAGAAGAACCCCGGCCUGGUCUUCAGCUGGGCGGACGAGCUCGGCCUGCAGAUCAGCAUGCCCAACCAGAUCCGCUGGGGCUUCGGUGGCAGAGGCAAGAAGAGCAGCGAGGCUGUUACCGACAUCCCCGAGCUCAUCGGAAAGCUUUGA
Colletotrichum graminicola M1.001 is the source of this 1302-nucleotide messenger RNA. Its product is annotated as NADH:flavin oxidoreductase/NADH oxidase. Gene Ontology annotation, molecular function: FMN binding; NADP binding; NADPH dehydrogenase activity. Bases 1 to 1302 code for a protein of 433 amino acids. The record is from RefSeq and is a predicted model, not a curated record. Gene Ontology annotation, cellular component: intracellular anatomical structure. The transcript is spliced from 6 exons. Lineage: Eukaryota; Fungi; Ascomycota; Sordariomycetes; Glomerellales; Glomerellaceae.